GGCUUUUUGACGCACACGAAGAAGACGAACCCGGAAGCCCCGUGUCUCGCUCCCGCCAGCAGCGCUGUCGUUGUGUUAAAAGUGUCUCUUCGGGUGCGGUUGAUGCUCCCGGGCCGAUGACACACAUCGCGUCGGUCCACAAUGUCCAAACUGCGGGUGGUGAAGACGCUGGUGGCCGAGAGACUGACGGCGGUCGCUGAGGAAAUACUGGAGGAGAAGUCGGAUAUGUCACCUGAGCAGCAGAGGGCGGCUGUACACAGGCGGCUGUCGGCGGUUGUCGAGGAGAUCUUUAGGAUCCUGGAGAAGAUGGUUGGAGAAUACGAGACGGAAGAUGCGAGUUCCCAUGAGGAGAUUGAUCGUAAACGCCAGCUCAUGAGCAUGUUGUUGAAAACCGAGACAAAUGUACCCAGGACAGACACACUGCCGCUCUCCGGCUCAAACUGCGUAAAGCACACUUCCUCCGAGCAGAGCAAGACCUCCAGUCAGGAUCAGAAAACCUCCCGUCUGCCCCGGACGAAAGACGCGUCCACGGAGACCGACUGCGAAUUCAUCCGCGUUAGACCUUCCCACACGGAGGCGCAGUCACCGGGCGACAACGAGCCGCUGUCAUCAAACGAAUCCGAAGCUGCGAGUGAAGACCAGAAACAUCUCAAAUCAAACAAGCGAAAAAUAUCUAAGAGGCAAAAUCGAGCUGAGGAUUAUUGCGGAAUGUGUGGGAGGUCUUCCCUCAGAGGUGUGGCUGGGAAGAAAAUCCAAAAAACAGAAGGUAAAAUUUCUGCGGCGAACAAGAUCCAACUUGGCGGACGGAGUCGUUGCAGAGUGUGCGGAAAGCAUUUCCGCUCCAAGCGCUCUUUUCUGAAACACGUACUUCGGCACGAAGAGACCUCGGAUCUGUGUGGAGCCUGCGGGAAACAUCUGGACCCUGACGAGAGCUUGAAGACGCAUUUACAAACCCACAACGAAGAAGAAGAGGCCCGCGGGGACGAGGCGCAGGACGAGCGUCCCGAGGCGAGCGGCAUAGCGGGCGGCAGAACGUGCGGCAGCGACGAGCAGUGGGGGCGCGGCGAGGGAAGUAACGGCAACGACCUCGGCGAGACCAAAGACGGACCUUGUUUAGAAAAUUCAAAAACCAAAAGGUCGAACAAACCCAGAGGACCUAAAAAAAAGGAUAAUAAGGAUCCAUCGCUCCUGAAAUAUAGCUGUAAAGUCUGCGGCAAGUACUUCUGCUACAGAGCCUCUUUUCUGAAGCACGUGCAGGAAGACGAGGGCGACGCCGGCGUCUGCGGCGUGUGCGGUAAGCGCUUCGAGUCCAACGACGGCCUGAGGCGCCACCUGCAGACGUACGUCCGCACCAACGACUGCGAGGUCUGCGGCAAGCGCUUCGAGAGCCACCAGCAGCUGGAGAUGCACGCCCGGACGCACACGGGGGAGAAGCCGUACGUCUGCAACGUCUGCGGCAAGGCGUUCGCCCAGAACGGAAACCUGAUGGGCCACAUGAGGGCCCACACGGGGGAGAGACCCUACGCCUGCAGCGUGUGCGGCCAGAGCUUCGGCUUCAAAGAGUACAUGACGGCCCACAUGAGGAUCCACACGGGGGAGAAACCCUUCCUCUGCAGCGUCUGCGGGAAAGGCUUCAGGCAGCGGGGCACCCUGAAGACGCACUCCAUGAUCCACACGGGGGAGUCCGCGCACCGGUGCGCCGUGUGUGACAAGGCGUUCUACAAGAGCGGGGCGCUGAAGAUCCACAUGAGGUCCCACACGGGCGAGAGGCCGUACCUGUGCAACGUGUGCGGCAAGAGCUUCGGGGCCAGCGGCUCGCUGACCAAGCACAUGGGCGUGCACGAGGGGGAAGGGGCGCGCGCCAGGAAGGAGGGCCCGAAGAGACGCGCUCAGUCUCGCGGCGGCGAGUCCACGCAGCUGACGAGUCUUUAAUGUUCGUUGGGCGAUUUUUCCAAGCAAACGCGCCCCACAAGUUCUGGGUAACGGGGAACACUUUUCCUAUUUUUAUCUACACUGGUUCACUUCUCUCUCCGCUGUUGUUCAGAGGGAUCUUUGUAUCCUUCAGCGUUGUAGAACCGCUUUAUAGCGCUUUGGUCUUCACGUACUAAAUAACAUCUUCGGAUGCAAAAAUGACCAGUUAAUUAACUGUUGUUAAUGGUUUUAACCAUUGCCAAUGUUGUUUAUAUUUUAUGGCCCAAAUUAUUCAACAAGAGGGACGUUGCACAACAUCAUGUGCAAAACUAUUAGUGAGUUUUAUGGCUUUUUGCAAAAGUUUCACAAGUUAACGCUGUUAUGAAGAUGCUUUCUCAGGAAACUGCCUCAAUUUAUGGAAAAACACAAAUGUUUCAAUCUGUUAAUUUACCAACUCACCUCUCAUAUGAGUGAUGCUUUUACCGUAAAGCAGUUUUCUUAGUUCCCAAUGCUGAGAAGGAGGAUUUAUCAGGCGAAAAUGAAUGUGACAAAAACAAACUCAGAUUUUCAGUUUAAACAGUUUAUUUUUCUGUUUUAAAUAAUUACUUGGGUCAUCCAGUGUAGGCUAUGUUGGUUUGUCAUACAUGUUGGAACCAGAUUCAUUGUCAACAAAGGAUGCUCGGGGGGGGGGGUUGUAUGAAAAAAGACAAACUGAAAAAUUAC
Messenger RNA from Gasterosteus aculeatus aculeatus (three-spined stickleback), 2634 nucleotides. RefSeq lists its product as uncharacterized. The record is from RefSeq and is a predicted model, not a curated record. Gene Ontology annotation, molecular function: RNA polymerase II cis-regulatory region sequence-specific DNA binding; DNA-binding transcription factor activity, RNA polymerase II-specific. Lineage: Eukaryota; Metazoa; Chordata; Actinopteri; Perciformes; Gasterosteidae. Gene Ontology annotation, biological process: regulation of transcription by RNA polymerase II.